Tribolium madens (black flour beetle) is the source of this 2804-nucleotide messenger RNA. Its product is annotated as major facilitator superfamily domain-containing protein 6. Gene Ontology annotation, molecular function: transmembrane transporter activity. NCBI's taxonomy places the organism in Eukaryota, Metazoa, Arthropoda, Insecta, Coleoptera, Tenebrionidae. Gene Ontology annotation, cellular component: membrane. The transcript is spliced from 8 exons. The coding region runs from base 232 to 1989 and encodes 585 amino acids. The record is from RefSeq and is a predicted model, not a curated record.
CCUAAAUGCGUUCCAUAACCGCAAUCCCUUUAUAGUGUCACUUUACCAGUUACUCAUGUAACACAAGUGAAUGCAUGUUAAUGUAAAUGUUUUUGUGAUAAAACACUCACUUUGGUAAUUGUAUUAAUUUUGUAUUCAAACCGCCUGUACAAAAAUACAUUAAUUAAUGUUUGGAUCUUGAAAAAAAAAAAAAGAAGCAAUUAUAGGUUGAGAAAAAACAAGUAUUGAAAAAUGAUGGACCGCGUGAAUAAAGAUUUGCUUCCUAUGAAAGCACAUUAUUUUCUAUUUAAUGCAGGUACCGGGCCUGUUCAACCGUUCCUCUCCACAUAUGCAAGACAGCUAGGGUUUUCCGCUACAAUCGUAGGAGUAAUUUACACAAUUUUGCCUAUAAGUGGCAUGCUUGCGAAACCGAUCGUCGGUGCCAUAGCUGACCGUUUCAGGUGCCAAAAACUGAUGUUUUUGGCUGCACAGCUAUUAACGGCAGCUGCCUUUUUAGCAAUCAAUUUUUCACCUGAAAUCCCGAAAGACCAAAAAGUCCACUUUGCGUGUGACGGUGAUGCAGUUUUUGAUACUUCACCGCUCACAAAAGUCGAAAUUGAUGACUGUCUCGUCGACCAGUUCCAGAAAAUACCGGGAAAUGUUACUUGUCGAUUAAGUUGUCCAAUGGAGGAGCAGUUUUGGAAAGUGGUAACCCAGUACUGGAACGCGUCGGAAUACCAGAAUUACCAUCCAGAUAAAUUCGAAUUCACUGCGUUUGUUGUUCGGGAAAAAACUGUGAGAAUUAACAACGCCACCUAUUUUGGUUUUAAAUAUGUGGAACUGAACAGUGGUAAAACCACCAAAGCUUUAUGUCCAUGUGGUAAAGAGUGUCACAUUUCGACUGUUUGUGACAUCACUUGUGAUGACUAUAAUUUGAACAAUAUGGUCACUCAGACAGCAGUGAGUGAUGAAGAUGUUUACAGUAAAUCACAAUUUUGGAUCUUCCUCGUACUCAUGAUAUUCGGUUGGGUGGGACAAGCCGUGGUUGUCAGUGUCGGAGACGCCAUCUGUUUUCAGUUACUGGGCGACAAACACAACCGGUAUGGCUACCAACGUCUCUUUGGAGCCUUAGGCUGGGGAAUCUUCAGCGUCAUUGCGGGCGUUAUGGUGGACUCUCUGAGUGAAGGUUCUUCGAAGAAGAACUUUGAAUCUGCCUUUUACCUCUCCUUUGCCUUUUUACUCCUAGAUUUUGCAAUUUCUAGUAAUAUAAAAAAUGCUCAAACAAAUCAGUCUACCAGUAUUCUCAAGGACGUGGGCCGAUUACUGGUCGAAUUUCGCAUUGUAGUUUUCCUAAUUUGGUGCAUAGCAGUGGGCAUGUGUACGGCUCUAAUGUGGCAGUUCCUAUUCUUCCUGAUCGAAGAUCUUGCCAAAAAUCAGGGUUGCGAUUCCCAAGAGUGGAUCAAGACUCUCGAAGGGAUCGUUCAGGCUAUUCAGACACUCGCGGGAGAAAUGCCGUUUUUCUUCUGGUCGGGGAAGAUUUUGAAGCGUAUUGGACAUAUAAAUGCAAUGUCGCUGGUUCUUUUGGUCAUAGGGAUAAGAUUUACACUGUAUUCAGUUAUAACCAAUCCUUGGUGGUUUUUACCCAUUGAGUUUCUCAACGGGUUGACUUUUGGCCUGUUUUAUGCCUGCAUGACGAGCUAUGCAAGUGUCGCAGCGCCGCCGGGGACUGAAGCAACAAUGCAGGGCCUCGUGGGUGCCAUUUUCGAGGGCGUCGGCGUAUCAUUGGGCAGUUUCGUAGGUGGACUCAUAUACGACGCAUACAACGGCCCUUGGACCUUUAGAUUGUUUGGCAUCGGGGCACUUAUAACAUGCUUGUUGCAUGCUGGUGUUCAAUACCUGAUUAAACGAUCAGGUAAUAAGGGUUCAGAUUAUGAGGCUCGAUAUACGUCGCCUUCCGAGGCCUUUAAUGCUCUCUAUGACGAUCAACAAGAAAUGACAUUAGUCGAAUGACAACACGUGGAUAAAACGCUUUUGCAACGACAUUCAACUUUAAGCAAUGAAAAAUACGAUUUUUGCUAUGGUAGAGCAUUACUUAACGGUGAAUUUUGUCGAAGCAAACCUAAUGUGAUAGCUACGUAAUCCCUGCCUUAAUCUGAAACAUCAGUGGCAAAUUCCACAAAAUUAUCAUCGUCCUUGACCCACAUUUAAAUAAACACUGAUGUUUCAUUACUUGAAUAUUAGAAUUGUAUCUGAUUUAGGAUUAGGUACCAUUUUUAUAAGAUUUUUGUCUCAAAUAAUUAUUGAAAUUUAGUUAUGUUACGCUCAGGGAUCAUAAAAAACUUAAGCCGGCUUAAGUUACAGACGAAUUUAUUAAAUCCUUUUAUUACUUAAGUAUUAUAUUGUUUCUCGACUGUCCUCGAGUUAACCUUCAUUAAUCACGAAAGGUUAUUUUGCUUACGUAGAUUUCUUGUUGUUAGCUUAGGAAUAUUUUAUUUAUAAUCAAGCAGAGGGCAUUAAAAAAAGUAGAAGAAUUUUUUAUAAAAAUUAUGAAAUUAUUGUGAUAUCUUGUGAAAGUUAUUUAUUAGUGCAAUUUACUAACAAGUUAUCAGUAUUUUGGUUCCUUUAAUUAACUUUGUAAUUAUAUGUAUUAUGGUCUCUUUCUACAUUUUUUAAGUUAUUAAUUUGUUACUUACCUUUGUUAUCUUAUUUCUACUUACCUGUUAUAAACUAGUAGUAUUGUAACAUUAAUUUUACUUGUUUUUGUAAUUGUAUAUUUUGUCUCGUGGUUUUGUGCAUAGGAAGUGAAUAAAUUUGUUAUUAUUAAA